Mauremys reevesii (Reeves's turtle) is the source of this 4270-nucleotide messenger RNA. Its product is annotated as zinc finger protein 501-like. Gene Ontology annotation, molecular function: DNA-binding transcription factor activity, RNA polymerase II-specific; RNA polymerase II cis-regulatory region sequence-specific DNA binding. The record is from RefSeq and is a predicted model, not a curated record. The transcript is spliced from 3 exons. Gene Ontology annotation, biological process: regulation of transcription by RNA polymerase II. NCBI's taxonomy places the organism in Eukaryota, Metazoa, Chordata, Testudines, Geoemydidae. Bases 22 to 1287 code for a protein of 421 amino acids.
AGAGCCCUCUACAGGGACAUCAUGCAGGAGAACUACGAGAUGGUGACCUCGCUGGGAUUUCCCAUUCCCAAACCUGAGCUGAUCGCCCGGCUGGAACGAGGGGAAGAGCCGUGGGUCCCGGAUCUCCAGGCCUCUGAGAAAAAGGAGGUCAUGCAAGUCACCCACACAGGUGAUGAGACCCUGAGUGAGAACAAGGAGGUGAAUUGGCAGGUGGAACCAGAGAGGGCCUUUUUGAGAGGAGCUGAAGGGAAUUUUUCCCAGUGCUUGGAACAGAGAGAAGCCUGGGGCAAUUCGGGUGGGUCAGAGAGGCAGCUGGGAAACCAGCCAAGGAAGAAAGUGGAUGAAUCCAUUCAAGGUGGGGAAGGAUGCACAGAUCCCAAGGAAACCACUACCCAGCAGACAAAUCCCAAGGACGAGAAACCCCACAAAUGCCUCGACUGUGGGAAAAGCUUCAGUGUAAGAACCAACCUUAUUACGCACUGGAAAAACCACACGGGAGAGAAGCCCUAUAAAUGCUUGGACUGUGGGAAAAGUUUCCGUCAGAGCUCACACCUUAUUACCCAUCAGAGACUGCACACGGGAGAGAGACCCUAUAAAUGCCUAGAGUGCGGGAAAAGUUUCAACGUGAGGUCGGCCCUUAUUGCGCAUCAGAGAACGCACACGGGAGAGAAACCCUAUAAGUGCCUGGACUGUGGGAAAAGCUUCAAUGUCAGAUCAGCCGUUAUUAGACAUCAGAGAAUCCACACAGGAGAGAAACCUUAUAAAUGCUUGGACUGCGGGAAAAGCUUCAGUCAGAGCUCCAGCCUCACUAAACAUCGGAGGACCCACACGGGCGAGCGACCCUAUAACUGCCUUGUGUGUGGGAAAAGUUUUAGCGACAGCUCGUCCCUUAUUAAACAUGGGAGAACCCACACGGGAGAGAGACCCUAUAAAUGCCUGGACUGUGGGAAAUGUUUCAAUCUGCGAUCAGCUCUUCUUGCCCAUCAAAGAACCCACACGGGAGAGAAGCCCCAUAAAUGCCUGGACUGUGGGAAAAGCUUCAGUCAGAGCUCAAACCUUGUUACGCAUCAGAGAACCCACACAGGGGAUAAACCCUAUAAAUGCCUCCACUGUGGGAAACGGUUUAACGUCAGCUCAGCCGUUAUUACGCAUCAGAGAAUCCACACGGGAGAGAAACCCUAUAAAUGCCUGGACUGUGGGAAAAGCUUCAGUCACAGCUCAAACCUCACUAAACAUCAGGGAAUUCAUGAGUCAGAGAGAACCUAUAAGUGGGACACAUUUCAAUAGGAAGUCGACCCUUAAUACUCAUCAGGAGACCCCAGGGUGGGAGAGAGGCCUCAGAAGUGUCUCUGUUGAGGGAAAAGUUACAUUCAGAGAUCAGCCCUUGUUCCGCAUCAGACACGCCACAAAAUAGAGAAACCCCAUAAAUGCUUGGACUGUGAGAAAAGCUUCGGUAACAGCUCAGGCCUUACUUAAUACUGGAGAACCCACAUGAGAGAGAAACACCUUGAAUGUUGGGCAAACUUCCCCUAGUAUCUGGCAGCAGCAGAUCUGUGCAGGGAAGAAACUGCUGAGAUGUCCUUAGCAAAGAAAAUGCUCCAAGUGGGAGAAAUUCUCUGAGUGCCCUGACUGGGGCUGGCCAUGGUGACAAACCCAUUUCCUCGUUCCCACACACAUCAGGGGCGUCUGGCUCCCAAGGAUCCAGCUGCCCAUCGCUGGGGGGAGGAUCCAGCAGCAGCCAAGCAGCAGCUGGUCAGGGACCCUCUGGGUCUGCCUGGUCUAAGCAAACCCCAGGCAGAGGAGGAGAAGCCCCGAUCAGCCCCUCCUCCCUGCUGCUGCCCUGGCUGCUGAGCUGAUGGGCCACGGGUGGGGGAAGGGAAAGAGAGAAACUCCUCCAGCCGCUCCCUCUGCCUGGCUGAAGUCCCCCCCCACCCCCCUUCACCUGCUAGCCGGGAUCCCCCUGCCAUGGAGAUGAGGAGGAGGACACUAGGGCCAGGUCCCACCUUCACUCUAGAUUCCUGUCCCCAUCCCCCAUCUUCCACCAUCCCCUGGGCUGGGCUCCCGCACUGACCUGGAGCUGUUCUCUGCAGGGGGAGUGUCCCUGGGGGCUGGUAACUCCUCCCCUCCCUGAAUCCCCCAGGGCGCUGGGCUCUGGGGGAUUAACCAUUAAGGGACCAGGGCGAUGGGUUCUGGGGAGGACACUGGGGAUUGAAUGGUUGGGGCUGGUGAAGAUGAGACACAAGGGGGUGCUGGGGCUAGCGAGUGUUUGGGGAUGAUGGGAUAAGAGGCGAGGGAAAGCACAGGGGUAGAGAGAUGCCUCAUCACUCACCCCCUGUGCCCCUUCUCCCUGCCCCCGCUGCAUUCACCGAGAGGGACUGAUUUCAACAGGGCCUUUUAUGGGAGGCCUGGAGAUCCCACCUCUGCCUCAGCAGCAUCAGCCUCUGAGCAUCCAUCUGUGGUAGGAAACAUGGUUGGGAUCAGCCAGCUCAUCUCCUCUGACUCACUCCACCCCCCCAUCCUACCCUAGACUGAGCCUGAGCAUCUAAUUCAUUCAGACUUCACCAUUAGCGGAGUGACUGUUAAAGUCACUGAGUUCCCCCUCUGCAGGUAGGUUCUCUCACUCCCAGCCAGUCUCCCCUUGAUCCAGGCCGUGCCGGAAAGCAUUUCUUUUUGUACAUUUUCUCUCUUACAGACGAGAAUUAAAUGGAUUCUCAAAGAGUUGGAGCAAGGGUAGUAAAACGUGGUGUUUUAGGUACUGUGCUGUUUGAGAGCGAUGGGGUGAGUCCCAGGGAUUCCCUUUUCCCUCAUCACUGUCACGCUCCAUCCUUGAUGCAGCAGCCUCUGUCCGAGCCUUGGAGAAUUUUAUCCUGUCCACCCCCCAAAGUGUCACUUACCGCAGUGUGCCUGGCUCUCCAUGCAUAGGAAUCACACUUGGAUCCUAAAUCAGACUCCUGGAGGUGAAAGUGUCACCGACCUGGGCUGGGGUUGGGGGAGGAUUCAGAUGAACCCCAAAGCACAAGCUGAGGUUUCUGAGCUUAAAUUCCAUCUAUUGGUAAAGUCGCUUCUGGGCUUUUCACAGCCAUUUACAGAUCAUUUGUCAUGGGGAAGGUUUUGGUUUUAUUUUGUUUUUUUCUGUUUCAUUGUGAAGAUGCUAGAAUUCUGUAACUAACACAACAGAAUAGCGAGGAGGCGCUGAGUGAAGCAGUUAGUCAGCUCAGAAGGAAAUGAGUCAGUUUGUUCUCCUGAUUGUGAAUCUGAAGAUUCUCUGGGAUUUCACUUUCUGAAUGUAAAAGUGUUUCAUAGCCCACCCUGUAUCGUGGGGUUUUCUUUCCUGAAGGUGUUGGGUCACGUACUUUGAUAUUUGUUUGGUUUGAUAGGUGAUGGGAGAUGUGAUGAGGCAAAUGACUGUUUGCCAGAAUAGUCCUUUUCCAUUUUAGUUUCACCUCUACCCCAUCGUGAGAUUUUCAUGUGGUUUGAACAAUGCCAAUUGUCAAUAUGUAUCAGCACAAACAGGGUGAGUGCUAGAUUUACCCUCCCAGAGGCAGAGACUGAAAUGGAGAAGGAAGUUACUGCCUGAUCCCUGCAAUGAUGCGAGAUAUAGUCGGGAGGUGAGGGGUACAGAGCUGGAAAAUUGCACAUUUCGCUCUUGAGAGCCAGACAGCCAAUACUGAGAACUGUGAACUUGCUGCAGUGGGGCUAGAGAGAAACAGGCAAUGUCCUAUGAUUGCCAUGGGAAGGCACCCCUGAAAUCUAAAGGGUUAUGAAUGACGCCCCAAGAUGGGAGAGGGCAGCGUCUCCUCAUUGCUGAGAGGACGAGGCUGGGCAGAUGCAAGAAGGAAGCCGGGGAAGUCACGAGGCCUGAGCUCCCCGGAAGCCAGGCUCACCCCCAUCAAUGAGGCCAAAGGGAGAGGAGGACCCUGAAAUUUUAGCUCCUCCCCUGCCCAUCCACCGCAGAGUCCUGGGUGCAGAUGAGAGAACCCCUCUGUGCCCCACUUGCCCCACACUGCAUCCCUCGAACCCGAGCUCGCGGGGUUUCCUGCUCUCCGAUCAUUUGCUCUUGUGACUGGAUCCCGGCAUCUCUCACGGACUGUCUGUGCUUUUCUAUCAGCUUUAACUUGUUUCUCUUUCCCUGGUGCCCGCGGGAGCUGGGAGCAGCCCGGUGCUGGCCUGGGACAGAAAUGCACCACGCUGGCCUGGGCUCCGGGCCCUGGCUGGGGAGGUGGGUUUAGCUUGUAUUUCUCCUUUGGAAAUGAUAAAGCAGAACAUAGUU